Molecule: messenger RNA, 2969 nt
Organism: Annulohypoxylon truncatum
Lineage: Eukaryota; Fungi; Ascomycota; Sordariomycetes; Xylariales; Hypoxylaceae
Exons: 1
Coding region: 117-2525 (802 amino acids)
Source: RefSeq, a predicted model, not a curated record
CGCCUCUUCCUCCGAGACCCCCUGGAUAUGAACCCUCGAGUACACAAUCUAGUCCGAGCCUGCACCCUCCUCCAAGCUUCACUAUCCCACCUCCACCUCCGGGCCGGCCUCCGGGAAUGGUCACACCGGGCUUACCUAACUCGCCGGUGUCUCCGUAUCCUCAGUUCAAUAUAUCCGGUCCGCCUUCGCCCUUAAACCCAGGUCCCCAGAGUCCUGAUGCUUUGGAAACAUUCCCUCCACCUCCACCAGGACCUCCUCCUCAGAAUGCCAGGUACUCGAACCCGCCUAUUCCACAGCGUCCGAUUAGCACUUAUACUUCAUAUACGCCAACUAAUUCAUCCACAACGCCAAAUCCUACCCAUCAGAUUUCCCCGGGAGGAACUCCCUAUUCUCCCCCUGUGUAUAUGCCCCCGAAAGAAACAUCCAAUAACCGACUCCCGGAAAAGUCACCGAAUUCUUCAGUUCCACUAUUGCAAUCUUACGUCCAGACAUCGAAUCCUCAGCCACCCAGUCAGCCAUCACCUUAUGCUCCUUAUGUCGUAUCUUCAUCCCCAUCACCAAACACAUCGCCGCAACCUAAUAAUAUAGAGACUCGAUUUCAGUCUCUAGCUAUAAAUAACCGGCCAACAACUAGCCCACAACCACCCGCUUCCCACCGUACCCCUCAAACUUUGCAGUCAGGUAGUCAAGCCAAUCUAUCAAAUGUUCCCGCAUCACUUUCUCUUGGUCCUCAGAUAUCCCUGCCGGGUCAGCAGAUCUACGAGUUACCCGCAGAAGAUAAAUCCAAAGACACGCAUGCCGAACCCGCAUUAUCUACGCCAUCAGCGGUCACAUCGUGCAUCGACAGCCCCCUUACCUUCACAACAGACUGGUACUGGCACCCCUCCGCGCCCGACUUUCUAAUCUGCUCAAGAUGUUACGUCGACCACAUACACAGAACCAAGUUCAGGGACUCCUUCCAAAGCAAGCGCUUUGACGACGGCAAGGCGCGAGUAUGUCGACUCAGCAAGUCUAGGAUGCGGGACAACCUCUUCAAGGACGCAAUCACGACGGGCUCCCUCGAAUCAGCACUGUCUUGGAUGCACACGCGGCCGCAGAUCCCAGAUUGCAAGGGCAUAGACGGCGUUAAGGGGACAGUCGGUAUCAAAUGGUACAAGCCAAAAUCAGGUGCCAUCCCAGGCUUCGUAGCGUGUCAGGCGUGCUACGAGGACUACAUCCUAACGAACCACUUCUCCGCCAACUUCGAGCCCGCGCCGCCGCAGCCAGAAGGCGAGACCUGGGCCUGCGACAUGGCCGUGCCCUUUAUCGAGAAGGAAUACGCGGCGCGGGGCAAAGCCUCCGAUUGGGCCGGCUUCGCGAACGAGACGAAAGCGCGGAUGUCCAUAAAAGCGUGUCCGGGGCGCGGCCGGGCUUCGACCUACGGCAAGAAGUGGUUCGUCCCCAAAGCCGGACCGGAGGGACUGGUGCUGUGCGCGGCAUGCUACUGCGACCAGGUGAUCCACACCGGCGAAGAAGCGAAGUGGGAGGUGGCGGAGAGCUACGAGAAGGCCACCAACAAGCACGUCCUAUGCGGGAUGGGCAUCUUCAGCAUCAGGAUCGCCAUGUCGCGCGCGCACGAGACGAAGGACUACGCGUUAUUCUGGACGGCGGUGCGCAAGAUCGCGAACGAGAAGUUCUGCGAGGACGACGGCAUCGAGGAGGGCAUCUGGCACUCGUUCCCGUCGGACCCGAGCAACUUCGGCGUCUGCGCGCGCUGCUACGUGGGCAUCGCGGAGCCGCUCGACGUGGCACGGUUCUUCGUGCGGAAGCGCGAAGCGCAGCCCUCCGGAACGAAAUGGCGGUGCUGCUUCAGCGUCGCGCACCCCCGUUUCAGACAGUUCAUGCAGCAGCUUCUGGAGAUGUAUUAUACGCUUAACCCGCGCUCCUUUGGUGAAUUUGCCGCUGUGUAUGCUUCCAUGCCGAUAUGUCCCCGCGACGAGGACGCGAAGGACAAGCGCUGGUACGGGUGGAUGGACUGCACGAUCUGUCCUGAGUGUUAUCAUGAGUUCGCUCGACAUACGCCGUUGGCAGCGAAGAUGCAUUUGAACAACACGCUGUUAGAGACAACCGCGAUGUGCGAGAUGUACAGUCCGCGUAUGCGCAACCUGUACAAAGAGUGUAGCGACGCAUCGCCACCAGAUGCGGGACCGCUGCUCGCUUACUCGGCGCAGCGGCGGCUCGUGUGGGCGGAGACGGUGCCGCAGAUGCGAAUGAUGCUGUUCCGGGCGAAGAUGGCGUUGAAACAGCAAUCUUUCCUUAAUACGACAAGUACAUUCUACAAUUCGCUCGGCAUGCUCCAGCAGACCUCCAUGGGAUCGUCGCAUACGUACGGCGCAGCGGGGGUUGGGUAUGGCUACGCGAAUAUGAAUCUCUUGCAGGGAGCCAUGUACGGCCAACAAGCUAUGGCGGUGAGUUCUAGCGCGGUGAAUGGCGGUACGGUAAUGUUAGUUGGACAACUAGAGCAGCGAUGGAGAGCUGUUGAAUAGGUAUGGACCUAUAUAAGGGAUUUUGCUGUAGCAAUUUGUAAAUACCUAGAUCUCAUAUAGGUAGGUUAUAAUGUAAGACAGCAAAUACUCUGGAUACAUCGGCUGCGUUCUCGCUAAUCUAGUUCCCAAGAGUCUCAAAUUGUCUUGUGAACAGUAUUAUAUCAACGAGACCUUGGGUUAGUUGUUCAACUGUCUUACCGUCUUACCUUUCGGUUAUCAUUCCGAGCCAGAUCUUUAAAGUGUCAAGUGGAGAGUUAUCCAGCGGGACGGAAAGCUCGUUUUAGUUAGAUCUUGGCUGCCCUUAUGGCCAUAUUCUGGGGUUGAGCCGGAAUGUUCUCGUGAGCGGCGCUGGAAGCGGAAGAUGCAACAUAUAUCAUACGAAUUCACAAUUACGUAAAUGCCUACAUAACUUAUGUUUCGCAAUCUCACGAUAUUUACAUAAGG